UGAAAUUAGCAAUAGAUAUUCCGAGGAAUUUAUGGAUGGAUUGGACUUGGGUAGCUCUUUAAUGCCUCCUAAAGAUUUAAUGACUAGCGCUAGAGUGAUGGAGAGUCGUUGUGGUUCAAUUUUGACUGAUAGUGGAUGUAUUCAAAUGACUGCUGGACAAGUUAAAGCUUCGCAUUCGGAUUUGCAACCACCAAUUACGCACGGGUAA
This is a messenger RNA of Ambispora leptoticha, 208 nucleotides long. The record is from the annotation of a GenBank genome assembly. Lineage: Eukaryota; Fungi; Glomeromycota; Glomeromycetes; Archaeosporales; Ambisporaceae.